AUGCUCCUUCACUCCCUCAUCUUCGCCUUGGCCGCCACCCUCGCCGUUUCGGCUCCCACCCCGGAGCCUCUCGCCGACGCCUCUGCCGACACCUCCACCGUGGUCGACCGGAACACGUGCGGGGUGACGAUCCCUGUGGACCUCAUUGCUCGCGAUGCCAGCGCCCCCGUCGAGGCCAGAGACAACGCAGGCUUUUCCGUCAGCUGCUACAAUGGGCCCGACUGCAAAGGCAAGCCGUUCUAUGAAUGGAAUGACGUUAUCGGCAAACCGUCGCUCAGUAAGAUCGUCCGCGGAACUGUCUACGAUUUUCAGCAUCCCGCCAACCAGCUCGCCAGCUGCCGCGUCGAUGUGUGGAACGGCUACAAGGGCAACUUUUACAUGCGGGCCGACAAUGAACGACAGAUUUCAGGAAAGAACUACCCGCAAGGGUGGGGCCAGUACUGCGUCAACGAGUGGAAAGACAGCUUCCAGGGUACAGGCAUGGUCAACAAGUAUGUCGUUGUGUGGCGCGAUGCCAUUGCUUAG
Molecule: messenger RNA, 525 nt
Organism: Vanrija pseudolonga
Lineage: Eukaryota; Fungi; Basidiomycota; Tremellomycetes; Trichosporonales; Trichosporonaceae
Exons: 1
Coding region: 1-525 (174 amino acids)
Source: RefSeq, a predicted model, not a curated record